Tachysurus vachellii is the source of this 2942-nucleotide messenger RNA. RefSeq names its product DEP domain containing 4 (gene depdc4). The record is from RefSeq and is a predicted model, not a curated record. The coding region runs from base 1 to 1623 and encodes 540 amino acids. Gene Ontology annotation, biological process: intracellular signal transduction. The transcript is spliced from 9 exons. NCBI's taxonomy places the organism in Eukaryota, Metazoa, Chordata, Actinopteri, Siluriformes, Bagridae.
AUGGCGGUGGAUUUGACUCCUAGGUUUAGAAAGCUGAACAGUCAAACGACUUGUUUCAACGGAAAGAAACUUCCAACAGUGACAGGACCGUUUAGAGCAACACAGUUGUGGCGUAACAUCAUAGAGGCCUUACAGAUGCAGGUGGAUGUCAGACAUCGCCGACAGCACUUGCGAGUACACAGAGACUGCUUCACUGGCUCUGAUGCUGUCGACGUGGUUCUCAGCCAUCUCAUGCAGAACAUCUAUUUCUGCACCAGUGACGUGACCCGCCUCAAAGCUGUCAGGCUUUGCCAGGCCCUCAUGGAUGCCCGGGUGUUUGAACCUGUUGGUGUGAAACUCUUUCGUAGGGAAAAAGAGCUGGCCUUUGAGGACUCCGGCUGCAGUCUCUACCACUUUCUGGAUUCUGACGGCCUUCCUGGAUCAGCCAAACAUUGUGGUGAUAUGGAGAAUGAAACACAUUUGAAAGAAAAUGGGAAGAAGAAGAAGAGCUCUAGGUUUGAUGACUUAAAGACAAUUUCCAACCCCUUGGCACUGGGAUCCUCAGACAGAAGGGUGGAGAGAAUACUGAAAACCAUUAACCUCCAGCCGUCAAUGCCUUCUGGCCUGAAUCGGGUCGGUUUAUCUUCUACCUACCUCUCAAAGCAAGUGGUACAGGAAGUUUGGAAACAACAAACCCUCCUCCAGCUGUUGCAGUUAGUGGAGGUGCCUGUGUUAGACUGCAUCCUGACAUCACCCUCAAAACCCGCUCCUCUUCGCAUGCGUUUGCUGAGGAACCAUGACCUGGUCAUCUCCAACACCUGUGUGGACCGGGAAGUGACUCACAUCCUCAACCUGCCAGAACUGGACUCGUGGCUGAUGGCAGCUGCAGACUGUCUGGAGCUGUUUUCAGAUGAGGUGAUAGUAGCAACAGGGGAGCAGCUGCUUCACAUCCAUGCUGUGGAGGGGGACGAGAAGCUGCGCGCCUACAAGAAACUCUUAUUCGAUGCCAUAGCUAAGUAUUACAACAGUCAGGAGAGAUUUCCCCUGCUGGCUGGACGUUACAUGGACAUCCAUGCAGGCAUCCUUAAACUACAAGACUCAGGCAGGUCUGACGAUGCUCUCAAGGCGUCUCAGCUGUGUCUGCGACUUCUGGAUGCCAGCUCCAGAAACGAACUGCGCCGACUCCUGAGAUUCAUGGCUGAAGCUGCAAACCCCAAGGCCUUCCAGCUACACAAAACAAUGGAGAACAGGACCCUGAUCAGCAGGACCUUCAUGAAGGCUGUGCUCCAGAGUAAAGAUGUGUCUCGUGCCCAGUGUGAGCAGCUCCUACUGUUUCUCAUGGACCACCAUUUAAUUCUGUUUAAGACCCCAGUGUCUCUGAUCGAGGCGGUGACGAAGGCCUUACAAACUCUGCAGCAAGGGCGGGAUCCAGAUAACGUAGCACUGUUCGCGUUCUGUCAGCAGAUGUCCACCCAGCAAUUUGAGGAACAACGAGAGAAGAACACCUUCGAGAGCUUGAAACAGCUCAUUGAUCAUAUUACCCUUAGUAACCAUCUGUCAAUCAAACAGAGGAGGCGGCUCAUCAAGGAGUUUCAGAAGCACCACCCAGCAGUGUUUCUCCACCAUUUCUCCUCCACCUUCUAGAACAUGCUUCAUAGUUUCUCCAAGGAAGGCUCUUUUCUUUUACUUGGCAAAAACAUACGUUGUUUAUGCUUUAAACAGAAACAGAUCUGUUUUAGUACACAAACCUAAUGAUGUAGUAUUACACUGACAAACUGAUAGUUCACACUGAUCUUUGAAACAAAAGGUAAUCUGCUCCACAUGCACACAUUAGUCAUCAAAUGACUUAUCUUUUACUUUUUUAUUAUGAUCAAGAAAAUAUGAUUCUAAAUGUUGCGAAAAUAUUACUAUAGAAUAUUUACUAUUACUGACUUCUGUGGUCAUUUAAUCUCACAUGAAACUGCAGUUGUUCAGCUUGUUUGGAUGUUUAUCAGGUAUCAGGUACACAAUGAUUAUUUGUUGCUUAUUUGUUUAUCACUGAUUUUGUAGUUUUUUCUUAUUUUUGCAAAUAUUCCACAGCUGAGAAUGACUUGAACGAAUGAACUUAUACACAAGUUGAAUCUAAUCUAAUCUGAAUAGUCAGGGAUGUGCUCAGUAAAACAAAACAGUUACAGUUGUUUAAGGUUUCAUUAAACAGCAGUAGUAGUAGAUUCACUGAACAGUAAAUGUAGAAAUAUGAUUUUAUGGCUGUGCAUAUUAUGAUUUGACUAUAAUUAAUGGUUCUAAUGUAUUCUAAUGUAGAAAAUGAUCUUUUUUCUGAUUUAUAGUACUUAAUUUAUUUGAAUGGUUCACAACACUGAAAUUGUAGAAAAGGAAAUUUGUUUUUUGUUUCAAAAGAUAGUGAGGUUUAAUUCUAUACAUGCUUUUUGAUUAACAGUAAUUAUAAGUUUUGUGAAUAUUUUAUCUGGUUGUAUGGGGUGCAAAAAUUGUAGGAGAAUUUAAACAUGAUUGUACAGGUAGUGCAGCAAUAAUACGUUUGUGUAGUAAUAAUAAGGUUGUGUUAUUGUUUUAUGACAUUUCCUCUACACAGCCAAAUGUUUGUGGACACCUGAACAUCACACCCAUAUGGGCUUGUUGAAAAUCCCAUUCCAGAUUUAUUCCUGCUUUACUGUUAAAAAUUUAAUUGUACAGCAUCGAAAGACAUUCUGGAAAAUUGGUUACUUCUAGCGUUGAGACAACAACUUUGGAAAGAUCCACACAUGUGUGAUGGUGUCUCACGUGUCCACAAGCGUCCACACGUGUUUAUGGCCAGGUAGCACUUUCAAUCUGCUAUGUAUUCGUAAUAUAGGCAAGAUUCAUUGUGACAGUUUGCCUAUGUGAUUUCUUUUAGUUGAAGAUGCUGUAACAGUGUCGUUACAUGGUUUUGAAUAAAUGUAGUUGAAAUAAAAAUCAUUUGUAGCUAA